UGGAAUCACAAUCAGAAUCACUUGGAAUUUUGUAAUUUGUUUACAAACAAAUCAACCAGUUAUUUUAUUUAGAAUGCAAAGUGCGAACUGAUAAAAGCAAUAAUCUGAAAUCAUUGAUAAAAUUAAUUAAAGCAUUACUAUUUGAUAACAAUGACUUCGUCUUGCGCUGUAACCAAUAAACAUGAUAACAUAACAAACUUAGAUAACAAAUGGAGUGAUAACAAAAACUUGGAAGUUGAGCACUGGUUUAUAGUCCUACUGAUUAUUUAACAAUCAGUUUUAUGCUAUCUAGUGAAGAAGGCAGUCGUGUAAAAAAUACUCUCCAGUCAAUUACCAAGCCCAGUGAAGCCAGUUUUAAUUUAAAAUGUCUGGUGUUUUGCUUUUACAAUCUUCACCGCCAAAAUUAGAAGAUGUGCAAAAGAAAAUAUUCAAUAAGGAUGCACUUGAAUUCAUAGCGAAUUUGCAUAGAGAAUUUGAUUUGAAAGUAGAGCAACUUUAUAAGAACCGAGUUCAAAGGGCGAUUGAUAUAAAAACAACAUUAAGUCUAGAUUUUAAAUUAUCUUCAGAAAGAUUGGAUAAGUCUUGGAAAGUAGCUCCAUUGCCUGCUAGGCUUCAGAAUCGUCACUUAGAUUUAGGAGAUGUAUCAGCAUCAAAUACGGCACAUUUCGUAGCUGCAUUAAACGCAGACGUCCAAGGUGUCCAGGUUGAUUUUGAUGAUGGCCACUGUCCAACAUGGCGAAACCAGCUGGUCGCCUUCAAUAACAUCAAUCUGGUGGUCAAUGGGAAGCUCCCAGGGGCUCCGAUUAGUAUCACAACUUGCCCAGUGCUGAUGCUCAGGCCUAGAGCAUGGAAUAUGGUUGACCAUGAUAUUUUGAUUGAUGGGAAAGAAGCAAUAGGGCCUCUGGUUGAUUUUGGCAUACUCAUGUACCAUAUUGGAAAAAAGUUAUACGAAGCAAACAGUGGACCAUACUUUUAUUUGUCCAAGUUAGAAGGCGCGGGGGAAGCUAAACUUUGGAAUGAAAUAUUUGUAUGGACCCAGGACCAACUUGGGUUACCGCAAGGCACUAUAAGAGCGUGUGUGUUGAUAGAGAAUAUUAUAUCGACCUUUGAAUUGGAUGAGAUUCUGUAUGCACUAAAGGAUCAUUGUAUGGGGUUGAAUUGUGGGAUAUGGGAUUAUUGUGCGUCGAUUAUUGCCAAGUUUGGUGACCGCAAAGAGUUCGUAUUACCCGAUAGGAACAAAUACGUGAACAUGGACAAGAAAUUCCUGAACAGUUAUAUGAAGCUAGUGGUGGCCACUUGCCACGUAAGAGGCGCGCUGGCCACGGGAGGCAUGGCGGCGGCCAUGCUGAAGGCGGGCAGCGAUGGUGCUGAUGCCAAGUCAAAGGCAAUAAUCGGCAGGGUCCUGGAAGCGAAGUCUAAGGAAAUUAACGCUGGAGUUGAUGGGUUUAUGGUGUACGACUCCCGUAUGGUGCCCCAUAUAAACGAGCUAUGGAAGAAGACAAGCGGAACACCAAACCAAAUUCACCGUAAAUUCGACCUUAACAUAACGCCAGAAGAGCUAUUGUCGCUUCCAAGCGGCGGCGUGACCAUGCAAGGGUUGAAACACAAUGUGGCGGUUUCCAUACUGUUUGUUUACCACUGGUUCGCGGGGAUCGGACACUUCUUCUAUAACGGGAACAUUGAAGAUUCCGCCACCGCGGAGAUAUCAAGAGCGCAGAUCUGGCAGUGGAUUCGAUUCUCGCCAAUACUAGAAGAGAGUCAAAACCAACAAGUAACAGCACAGCUGGUGGAUAAAGUAGCCACCAACUUCGCUUCCCACGCUCAUAAGAACCUCUGUCGCUCAAACGCUGAAAGAAAGCGCCUUACAGCGGCUAAAUACAUGUGCCUAGAACUUUUCUUAGCUAGAAACCCUCCAGAGUUUAUCACUAGUUAUCUGAACGACAAUCAUAAGUUCAGGACUUUGCAUAAUAAAGCGCUACUAAGCAAUCUUUAAGGGUCACGACUAAUUAACCAACGCCAUUCAAAUAUAGGCUUUAAGCCAGGGUUUGAAGGUGUAUUUUUAAAGCACAAUAUAAAACUAGUAAGAUUGAGCGUUCAAAUAAAGUACCUAAUAGUGGCUAAAUACAUGUCUAGAACUUUUCCUAGCUAGAAACCCUCCUGGGUUCAUCACUAGUUCUCUAAACAGUUAACAGUCAUAACUUUAGAACUCUGUUUGAUAAUGCGCUUUUAAGCACAUUGCAAGAAUGUUGGCAUUACAAGAAUCGAUAAAGCAACGCUUCGAGAGGGCAGCAUUGAAAAUGAAAAUAGAGGUUUGAUGAACGGGCAUUUAAAGUAUCAAAUGAACGAGAAAUACUCGAAAAUGUUUGCGUUAAAAGAAAGCACCUUGAAGUGGCUAAAUACAUGUGUUUAGAACUUUUCCUAGCU
Molecule: messenger RNA, 2424 nt
Organism: Maniola jurtina (meadow brown)
Lineage: Eukaryota; Metazoa; Arthropoda; Insecta; Lepidoptera; Nymphalidae
Product: malate synthase, glyoxysomal-like
Exons: 7
Coding region: 365-1993 (542 amino acids)
Biological process (GO): glyoxylate cycle
Cellular component (GO): cytoplasm
Molecular function (GO): malate synthase activity
Source: RefSeq, a predicted model, not a curated record